AUGGUCGACUCGCAUCAGGACUUAGACCGACCCGACGUAGAGGGUGCUGCUCAGCGGUCAGCGAACAAACGAGUGUGGACAUUAGAGAAGCAGACGGAGUGCGUCACUGUCUGUUAUUUCUCUGGCUAUAGCCGUCGUCGACUAUCAUCAACGUGGCGUUGCACGUGCUCACUACAUCACGUGUCCGUGAGUUUUUCGUCUGGUGUCGGCAUUGUUCGGCUCAGCCCGGCCCGGUCCGGUUCAUCUCGGUUCACGCAUCACCGUCACAGCAAAUACCUGAGUACUCAACUUUCUUUCCCACUCCUUCUACCCACUCUGCCUUUCUCUAUCCGUGUAACCUUAUCGUUUCUUUACUUCACCCUUCCUCCUCUUCUUUUAUAUUUCUUCUUUCUCUCGUUCUUUCUUAUUCUUCAUAUUUCUCUUAGUUUAAACUUAUUCCUUCUAUCUUUUCCUCCUCCUCUCGUUAAACCUUACCGUUUCUUUUUUCCUACUUUCUUCCUUUUUUCUCUCUAUUCUCUUUCUUUAUUUCACUAUACACACCACGUCUCUUUUUCUCUCUUCCUUUUAUCUUUCCCUCUUUCUCUUCUUCCUUUCUCUCUUAGUUCAGUUGUAACCUUUUUUCCCUCUUCCUCUUCUUUUAUCAACUCUGCGUUUAUCUUACCCUUUCUCUCUUUCCAUCCUCUCCUUCUACUUCUUCCUUCCUUUCAUCGUUCAACCAUAUCCUUUCUCUCUUUCCAUAUUCCUUUUCAUCCCUUCUCUAUUCAUCUAACCUUAACCUUUCUGUUUCCAGCUUUUUCUUCUCUUCGUUUAACACUAACUUUUCUCCCUUUCUCUCGUUCACUUAUUUCUUUCGUCUUUUCUUUCAUAUCCUUUGAUAAUUCCCAGUUCGUCUUUCUCUAUCCUCUCUCUCACUCUCUCUCUCUCUGUCCCUUCUCUCUCUCCCUCUCUUCCUCUUUGCUUUUCCCUCAUUUUCACUCUUUCUAG
Molecule: messenger RNA, 984 nt
Organism: Acanthosepion pharaonis
Lineage: Eukaryota; Metazoa; Mollusca; Cephalopoda; Sepiida; Sepiidae
Source: the annotation of a GenBank genome assembly